AAGUUAAUUAGCUCAUGCAAUACCUCCCCUGAUGCAGGAAUGUAGCCUUUCCUCGUAUCGUACACAAUGAAUACGCAUUUAUAUGAAUGUAUUAGUGUAUUAUCACUACAUAGUUAUGUUCUAGCUACUACUAUACUCACUGGCUACAAUAUGAUGGCACUUGUAACUCAGAGAGUGAUUGUGGUGCUGCUAUGCACUCUCAGUCAGUGCAGUGCAGCUGGAACAGUCAGCUUUAGCAGUGGCAGUGCAUCUCAGACAGUAAUGGAGGGAGACAGUUUGUCAGUGUGUGUGAUGCUGGACUCUGGAGAUAGUGUAGAGGUGGGACUAUCAGUCACUCCAGCAGGAGGACUUGAUGUUCCUACAAACACAUUGCAUCUGACUGACACCACUACUACUGAUUGCUGGGUGGUUACUGCUACGGAUGAUAAUAUUUAUGAAGUUGACAGUCAGAUAUUUACACUGAAUCUUGUUCUUGUGAACCCAACUUCGUCAGAUAUUGUGCUGACAGAUCCAAGUACUGCAACUAUCACAGUAAUGGAUAAUGAAGAGGUGAUGGUUGAAAUCACAACUUCAGGAGUAACAAAUUCAUACAGUGGCAUUCGUGUGGAUGAAGGGCAAUCUGUUGAGGUGUGUGUUUCAGUCAGUGGUGCAACCAUUAGUGAGAGAGAGGUGGUGGUACAUGUUGCAACUAGCCAUCUGCAGAACGAUGAGAAACCAGCAACCUCUGGCAUUGAUUAUCAAGCCUUUACGAUGGACGCAACAUUUACUUCUAGCCAAUCACAAGUUUGUGAGAAUAUUCAAACUUUGCUAGAAAUGCCUCCAAUUUAUGAGCACAACGAAGUGUUUAGUGUGAGUCUGUCAGAUGCCAGUGCUAAUCCGAGGAUCAGACUGGGGACACAGAAAACUGUUCGCAUUACAGAUGGGCAAAGAGCUGGAGUAUCGCUAGUAAACCCAACUAUAGUGCAGAAUGAAGAAGAUGGUAAUGUCUCAGUGUGUGUUAGACUAGACUCUCCAGCAGGAGGGACGGAGAAGGAGAUAUUUAUAACACUCCAUUAUCUGAUCUCGUCAGCCGAUGACUUCACCUUCCCCUCCAACUCUCGUGUGGGGGCUACCCAGUGUCUGACUCUCCCAGUUACUAAUAACAAUGUGUACCAAACUAGUCCAGUGUUGACACAAACUAUUACUCUCAGUAAAAAUCCAAUGGCCCUCAAUCAAGAAAGAUUGGAUCUGGGAAACACAGUGAUGACAACAGUUACUAUUAACGAUGAUGAUGAUGCUGUUGUCUCCAUGACCACUCCUACCAUGACGACUACCGAGGGUGGUGUGGUUGAGGUGUGUGCUAAUCUGGUCAGUCCAUCUGGUGGAACAAGUGUACCCAUCACUGUUAUGUUUACUUGGAGUGGAGGACCAAGCACUGCAACCUUCUCGGCUAACUCAAACGCAAACACUCGGGCGUGUAUACAACUGACAGUGGCAGAUGAUGAUAUAUACGGGAUGUCUCCAAUAUCAGUGUACACUAUUCUGUUGAGCAUCUCAAGCCCCACCAACUCAAGAGUGACUGUUGGAGGGAUUAGUCAAACCAUAAUAACAGUCAGCGAUGAUGAUGAUCCUGUGUUGGCUCUAUCACAAUCGUCUUACACCUUUGCUGAAGCUACGGAGGAGACUGGAGAGAUCUGUGUUGUGUUGGAGGGUCCAUCUGGAGGACUGACAACUGGAACACUUGAAGUGCUGUUCACUAUUGACACAGUGAAUAUCAAUAGACCAGCAACUCCACAAGUUGAUUUCACUACUAGUUCUCUAGUGCAAACGAUGCAGUUUUCAACUAUUGGAGAGUCCAGAUGUAUCUCAGUGACAAUAAUUGAUGACGACACCGCUGAUCCUGGUGAAUUAUUUCGGGUUACGGUAAUUUCUCCCAACAAUCGAGUUACGUUUAGAGGUGGAGCGGUUGCUAUAGUAAUAAUCGACAAUGAUGAUGUGCUGCCUGGUCCAACUAACCUCAGAAAUUCUACAACAGAAUCCAGAAGAGUGAUCUUGAUGUGGGAUCGUCCAGAUACUACCUCGAUUACUGUAGCACUAAUUGAGUACAGUGUACAAGUGACAGGGACCAAUGGUUUCCCAUCAUUGUCGCUUACUACAAAUUCAAAUUCCCCCUUCAUUGUCAUUAACAACCUUUUUCCUUAUCAACAAUACCAGUUCUCUGUCAGUGCUGUUUAUCAGAUAGACAACAUUGGGGAAGAAGUUUCAAUUGUUGUAAGAACAAGACAAGAAGCUCCAGGAGGUCCACCUGCUAUGCUCAUGGCUUCACCCACGGCAACCACCCUCACCCUCUCCUGGGAUCCACCAGCUGAACCUAAUGGAGUCAUCAUCACCUACACACUGUAUGUGGACUAUCGCAAUGAAACCACCACAAACUUCCUUACUCCAUCCGCACCAUUCCUAUUAUCUCCCCUGAGGCCCUAUCAAACUGUAUCAGUGCAAGUAUCAGCCAGUACUUUAGUUGGUGAGGGACCAAGAACACUCAGUAUGGAGUUCACUACAGCAGAGGCCAAAUCUGGCCCAGUUGGUAGUCUGAGAGUCCUAAGAGUGAAUGAAACAACCCUCACUGUCAACUGGGUUGCGCCUGCUGAGGUCAAUGGAGUGUUACUAACAUACACCAUCAGGACCAACGAGGAAGGAAGCAGCUCAGCAGAUACAGAGUACAAUACUUUAACUACCUCGUUCUCUAUACAUGAAUUAGUCCCCUAUACUCCCUAUGUGGUAUCAGUGGCUCCCAGCAAUGGCGCUGGUUUUGGAGAGCCUGUCAGUGUUGUAGAAUUCACUGCUGAAGGAAUUCCUCUGUUCCAUCCUCGAGAUAUUGGUUCCACUCGACUGAAUGGAACAGCUGUCGUGGUGUCAUGGAGACCACUCAGUCGCUCAGAGGCUAGAGGCUUCAUCACUAACUACACCAUCACCUACUGGAGAGUUGGCUUUAAUGCUGCGAAUGCUAGUACCAUUACUGUAUCUGGGGAAGACGCCAGCUCUGCUAUAAUUAUUAAUCUCAACCCAAACUCUGAUUACUACUUUACAGUGUCAGCUAGUACAGUACAGGGAGUGGGCAAUGUCAGUGUUGCCAUGGUUAUAUCCACACAGUCAUCAGGGAUGGGAGUGAUUGCUGGGGCUGUUGUAGGACUGAUUGUUGCCGUGGUUCUACUGACGAUAAUAGUCUGCAUUGCUUGCAUAAUUAGGAGGAGACAACAUGGUGGGCCUAAACAGGAAAGUGCAUUGAGGAAUCCAGCAUAUGGUAUGUCUGUUAGACAAGCUCCUAAUGAUGCAGUCAACGUCCAAUCAAAUGAUGAGCACACAUAUGAACAUAUUCGAGAUAUACGUGUAGACGAGGUGGUUUACGAAACUAUUGAUCCUGACAAAAACAGCGGUGAAGGUGAAGCAGUUUUAUGGUAUCCAGCAAUGCAGCCUAUGGAGUGAGAUUGUGAUGUCAUAGAACACUAAUGUAACUGUAUAUAUGUGUC
Molecule: messenger RNA, 3506 nt
Organism: Halichondria panicea
Lineage: Eukaryota; Metazoa; Porifera; Demospongiae; Suberitida; Halichondriidae
Product: mucin-2-like
Exons: 21
Coding region: 67-3462 (1131 amino acids)
Biological process (GO): cell communication
Cellular component (GO): plasma membrane
Molecular function (GO): protein binding
Source: RefSeq, a predicted model, not a curated record